Pristis pectinata (smalltooth sawfish) is the source of this 3231-nucleotide messenger RNA. RefSeq names its product TBC1 domain containing kinase (gene tbck). The coding region runs from base 177 to 2855 and encodes 892 amino acids. Lineage: Eukaryota; Metazoa; Chordata; Chondrichthyes; Rhinopristiformes; Pristidae. Gene Ontology annotation, molecular function: ATP binding; protein kinase activity. The transcript is spliced from 26 exons. The record is from RefSeq and is a predicted model, not a curated record. Gene Ontology annotation, biological process: protein phosphorylation.
GGGUCUUGGCUUCCUGCGGCGCAGAGCCUUGUGGGAGAUGUGGUUCAUUAAGCACGUGGUUCCAGCGCCAUGACCUCAUGGAGAACUACAGGUCCCAGCGUGCAAUGGGUGCGCGGCGACGCCAAGGGCGGCGAGGAGCUGCGAACGAUAUGCCAUAACACUGCAUUGAGGAUAAAAUGUUUCCACUCAAGGAUGCCCAGCUUGGAGCCUUCACGUUUUUCGCAUCUGCACUUCCACAUGAUGUGUGUGGCAGUAAUGGGCUUCCACUCACUCCAAACUCUGUCCGAAUUCUAGGACGAUUCCAGAUCCUCAAGGCCAUCUCUCAUCCCAGGCUCUGCCAGUAUGUGGACAUAUUACGUGGCAAGCACGAAAGACUGGUGGUUGUUACUGAGCAUUAUGAGAGGAGUCUGGAAGAUCUAUUAAAGGAAAGAAAGUGUACCAGUCCUGGAAGGGUGCUACAAAUAGCCUUUGAAGUGUUGGAAGGACUGGAAUAUAUGAACAGACAUGGAAUGGUUCAUCGAGCACUUGCACCGCGCAAUAUUCUUCUGGACUGUGAGGGUCACAUUAAACUGGGCAAGUUUGGUCUGUAUCACAUGACUGGAUAUAACACUGAUGUUGACUUCCCUAUUGGGUAUCCUUCCUACUUGGCACCUGAGGUUAUCGCUCAAGGAAUGGCGAAGCCCACCGAUCACACAAAGAGCGAGAGUUCAUCGCCCUCAGGUCCCAAAGUCGAUGUGUGGUCUCUUGGUAUGAUACUCCUUGAACUCUGUGUGGGUCAUAAACUGCUCCAGAACAUGGAUAUUUCUGAAAGGCUAAAAUUUAUCCUAAAUCUAGAUUGUGUGGAUGACAUCCUGACUGUCGUAGCUGAAGCGCAUGGCUGCUUCGAGAUUAUCACGGAUUUGCCCAAAGAUGUUCUAACACUGCUGAGAAAAUGCCUGACUUACCACCCAUCCAAAAGGUCUACUCCAGCUGAACUACUGAAAGAUGGCUUAUUCAGUGAAGUUUCUGCCUUGUACACACCCUUCCGCAAACCUGAUGGCCUCUUUUCCUCCUCUCUACGUUGUGCUGAUCUGAGCAUUCCUGAUGACCUGGGGACAUUCUGUAAAGAAGAAGAAGAAUAUCUUUCAGAAAGAUCUAUCGAUGAAGUCUAUUAUCUAUGGUGUUUGGCUGGAGGGGACUUGGAAAAGGAACUCGCAAGCCAAGGAAUCAUUCGUUCUAAGCCACCAAUUUGCACCUUGUCAAAUUUCAUAUUAGAAGAUGGGGAAAGUUUUGGACAAGUAAGAGACAGAAGUUUCCUGCUGGAUGACACCACAUUAACGCUGUCAUUGUGCCAACUCAAGAAUAGAUUGAAAGAUGUUGCUGGAGAAACAUUUUAUCCUUUGCUGGAAGAUGAGCAGUUGACUAUAUCGCCUUCCAACAGCAACCAAGACCUGUCGGCUGCAGCUUCCCUGCCUCUCAUUAUACGAGAGAAAGAUACCGAGUACCAGCUACACCGAAUUAUACUCUUUGACAGGCUGCUAAAGGCUUACCCAUACAAAAAGAAUCAAAUUUGGAAGGAAGCAAGAGUGGACAUUCCUCCAUUGGUUCGAGGUUUGACCUGGGCUGCACUACUUGGAGUUGAGGGAGACAUUCAAGCAAAAUAUGAUGCAAUUGACAAAGAUACUCCAAUACCAACCGAUAGACAGAUUGAGGUGGAUAUCCCACGCUGUCAUCAGUAUGAUGAGCUGCUGUCAUCACCAGAGGGUCAUGGAAAGUUCAGGCGUGUUUUAAAGGCCUGGGUAGUCUCCCAUCAAGAUCUGGUGUACUGGCAAGGUUUGGACUCACUGUGUGCACCGUUCUUGUAUCUGAAUUUUAAUAAUGAAGCCUUGGCCUAUGCUUGCAUGUCGUCUUUUAUUCCCAAAUACUUGUACAACUUCUUCUUGAAAGACAAUUCUCAUGUUAUCCAAGAAUAUCUGACAGUGUUUUCCCAGAUGAUUGCUUUCCAUGACCCAGAGUUGAGUAACCAUCUCAAUGAGAUUGGCUUCAUUCCCGAUCUUUAUGCAAUUCCAUGGUUUCUCACAAUGUUUACACAUGUGUUUCCUUUGCACAAGAUCUUUCACCUAUGGGACACGUUACUCCUCGGCAAUUCUUCAUUCCCAUUCUGUAUAGGGGUGGCCAUUCUUCAGCAGUUACGAGACAGGCUACUGGCUAAUGGAUUCAAUGAAUGCAUUUUACUGUUUUCAGACUUGCCAGAAAUUGACAUUGAGCGUUGUGUGCGAGAGUCUAUCAAUCUUUUCUGCUGGACACCCAAGAGUGCUACAUACAGACAGCACGCCCAACCACCCAAGCCUGGAUCUGACGGCAAUGGUGUGCACCGACCAUCAUCCUACUAUUCUGCAGACUAUCAAGACUUGCCCAAGACCGAUCUAUCACGUGAGCCUAUUAGAUUAAAUGAACUCAAGGCUGAAAUGUCACCACGGAUAUCUGCAGAGGACCUGAUUGAUCUGUGUGAGUUGUCCGGACCUACCAACUCCAAGAUGCCCACUAAAAAGACGAAAUCGGGGAAGCCAAAGCUGCUUGUGGUGGACAUCCGCAACAUUGAGGAAUUCACUCGUGGCCACAUCAAUGGCAGCAUAAACAUUCCAUACAGUUCUGCCUUCGGCCCGGAUGGUGAGCUGGUACAGUGUGCAUCUACCAGCUUGCUGCAGAGCUUCAAGGGACGUGUCAUUGUCAUUGUAGGAAACGUGGUCAAGAACACAGGCAAUUUCGCAGCUCAUUUAGUGAAGCUGGCUUAUCCUCGAGUCUGCCUCUUGGACGGAGGCAUCAACAAGAUGAAACCCACAGGACUGCUGAUUGUGCCCUCACCUCAGAUCUGAACCUUCCCAACCACAGCACCAGGGACAGAUGAAAGAAGUCUGAGUUGGCUGAGGGAGUGGCAGCACCUGCAUGGAAGGGCAGUACUGGAACCAAUGACUGAAAUCCUUGUCUGGGAAUCCUUAAUCGUGUGUGAUCAAGAACCUAUAGCUUACUGCUGAUUGCAACACUGGUAAAACUCCACAGAGCUGUGUUAUCCAAUGCAUAACACUGAUUCAGUAGAGAUUUACAUCUGAGUGUUACUCAGCAAGACCACUGAUAAAUCAUGUUUUUCAUUAUUUUCAGAAAUGUAAAGUUUGUUGAUUGUGACCUGUGAUUUUAACUGCAUGUUGUAGCACAAUCUUUAUUUAAAUACUAAGCACAAAACCAAACCUAUAU